Molecule: messenger RNA, 1515 nt
Organism: Coniosporium apollinis CBS 100218
Lineage: Eukaryota; Fungi; Ascomycota; Dothideomycetes
Exons: 3
Coding region: 1-1515 (504 amino acids)
Source: RefSeq, a predicted model, not a curated record
AUGGCCCGAACAAUCACACUUUUGACCGUGUUCGGGCCAGUUAUUGUUUGCGCCAUCCCUCAGCGCGGAAACUUCAUAGGAAUGGCACAAUGCUCCAGCCUUCCCAGCAUCAUCCGCAUGACCGUCGAACAAUGCGAGCAGAUUUGCGGGAUAGGCUGGCACGCAUACGAGAAAUGGGAGGUCGUCAGUGCCCUCGCGACGUGGGUCAUCCCGCUGUUCGUAUUGCGUCUGGCGGGAGUGGGUUGGACGCUGCCCGCACAGCAUGGAGCGUGUUUGUCAACUACGGCUUCGUGGCCUCACACCCUUCUUGGCAACCCAAUCGAUGUCAUCUGGAGCCACCUCGAAAAGCUGGAGCAUAUGCAUCGAACGCAGCAGGACGACGCAGCACUGGCCAUCAUACGUAUAACUUUGGACGACUUCGACUUCGAUCACGGCGCGCAAUCUACCGCAAAGAUUGAAGCCAGAGAAACACUGUCCGCAAUCCUCAUUAGGUACAAAAACAGCCUUGGUCAUACCGAGCGGAUUGGCUUUCUCGAGAAAUGUCACGACGCCGCCUUCCUGCUCGCUCAUAACCGCACCAGCAGCACGCGCCGCGCCGCCCUCGCCGUAAUCGCCUACGCUGUCGCCCUCUUCACUUCCCUCGCUUCCGCUAUGGCACAGAAUUCCGCGGCUGUCCACACACCGCACACCCUCGCCCUGCGCGAGCUCUACUAUUGGCUCAUCAGCGCUAUUGCCCUGAGCUCCGCCACCGGCGCUUUUCCGACCGAACACACCGCCUGGGCGGACUUGAAACCCGUUAUCUCCGCCAUAUCAGAUAGCCAGUUCAACCUGGCCCCACUCAAGCCGUGGACGGGUGGGAGCUACUGUUAUCGGCCGCAUAAGCGCAUCAAGGGGCGCUCGAUACCGCUCCUUGGCCUCUCAAUUCUCGCUGUUGGGGGCGCAUGGGCUAUCUCCUUCACCAUGAGCUGGAUCACGCCUACACGCGGGCUCGGAUGCCGUAGCUUCAUGGAACUAGGCUUCUUCGCAGCAUGGGUCAUAAACUUCCUCGUCUCUUAUUGCAUCGCACGUACCGCGCACGAAAAAUGGCCGAAAGGAGCGUUUGUUGCUACGUUCAUCUGCGACAUCAUCAUCGCAGUGCCAUCGGUUCUCCCGAUCCGGCGAUGCAACGGUCACAAGGUAAUCAUAAUUGACACGCAUCAUCACUUCUCAGGCUGGUUCAACAGCUGCAAGUGCUGGGCCGCGUUCUGGACCGUUCGCCGCGCCGCAGCGCACUAUGUGCCCGUCGGCCUUGCUGCGCAGGAGCACGCCCUUGCGCCCACGUACUUCACGCUCCUCGCCUGCGCGCUGGGCGUGCAGGUCCUGCUCUCGGGUGGCAUACUGGUGCACUACCGCCGAGAGCUGCGGCUUAUCUAUGGUGGGCAGUUGGAGGGACCUGCUACUAGUGAAGUACCACCGCAUCAUGGCCGCGAAGAUGCAAGUAGGCAGGAUUCCGACGGCAGUGGCUCUAGUGUGUAG